AUGCUAGAAGUUAAUUUCGAGCAAACUUCACAACAAGAUAAGCCUUACUGCAUUGCCAAGCAUAGACAGAGGAGGGAGAUAAAGCCGCCAGCCAGGUAUAGCCAUGUUGCACAGUCUAGUCAUACUGAUUUUAUUGCUUAUGCUUUGUCUGUAGCUCAAGAGUCAAGUGACACUGACGAGCCCUCUACACAUUCAGAAGCAAUUUUUGAUAUUGAUUUUACUAAGUGGUUAGUGGCUAUGCAUGAAGAGAUUGAGUCUCUGCAUAAGAAUAAUACUUGGGACUUGAUAAAACCACCUGAAGGAAAGAAGAUUCUUAGCAGUGAGUUUGAGAUGAAAGAUUUGGGAGCAGUCAGAAAAAUUCUUGGUAUGGAGAUUCAACGAGAUUGGAAGGCAGAAUUGCUUCAUUUAACUCAAAAGAAGUAUAUUGAGAAAAUUUUGGAGCGUUUCAAUAUGAAGGAUGUCAAAUCGUCUUAUGUAUACAUGAUUUGUACUCGUCCAGAUAUUUCACAUGCAGUCAAUGUUGUUAGCAGAUAUAUGUCUAAUCCUAGUAAAGAGAAUUGGCAAGCAGUGAAAUGGAUAUUUAGAUAUUUGAGUUGGAAAGCUUCUUUACAGCCUAUUGUUACUUUAUCAACAAUAGAAGUUGAAUACGUUGCAGUGACAGAAGCUAUUAAAGAAGGUGAUGCUAUUGUGACUAAGAUUGGUACUGCAGAUAAUCCAGCUGAUAUGUUGGCAAAGUCUCUUCCAAUUGCCAAGUUCAAGCAUUGCUUGGAUUUAGUUGGUGUUUGCAGCAUUUGA
Elaeis guineensis (African oil palm) is the source of this 795-nucleotide messenger RNA. Lineage: Eukaryota; Viridiplantae; Streptophyta; Magnoliopsida; Arecales; Arecaceae. The record is from RefSeq and is a predicted model, not a curated record.